Messenger RNA from Necator americanus (New World hookworm), 1260 nucleotides. RefSeq lists its product as uncharacterized. NCBI's taxonomy places the organism in Eukaryota, Metazoa, Nematoda, Chromadorea, Rhabditida, Ancylostomatidae. The transcript is spliced from 6 exons. The record is from RefSeq and is a predicted model, not a curated record. The coding region runs from base 1 to 1260 and encodes 419 amino acids.
AUGGAAGAAACUACGAUUGAGCGGGAUCCAAAUGUUUUUCCCUUCUUUGAACUUCCAGUUGAACUGCGUGCAUCAAUACUUCAAAAGCUGCGCAACUUAAAAACGGUGCGUCUCGUGUCUCGAUCUAUGUACAAUUUGGCUGAAAGUGUGGCACCUAGAAAAUGGAAGAGUGCUUUUGUGGACUAUACAUCCGGUCCUAACUUCUUCUUCCGACAAAUCACCUGUAAGGAUUGGACACUUCUGCAUCACUGUACUGCUUGUUUGGAAAUGAUACGCCUCGCGCGUGGAGCUACCAUUCCACGGUUAUUCUUCCAUAAGGCCAAGAUAUCGUGUCGCUUCUUAAAAAGGUUGUUAGAUGAGGCAAGAAAAUCGCAAGUAACAGUGGAACACUACGAAUUUUCUAUGUCUGAAAUGGCAUGCAAAGCCCAGCAACUAGUUGAUUGUCUGGAGAUUUGUAGAUCUCAGAAGCUCGCCCUUGUUGGGUGCAGAAUAUCGCAAGAUUUCAAGCAAUUUUUAAUAAGGAAUAAUUUCAUACAAAAGGGCUGCAUAGUUUGGGGAAGUCUUUUUGCCACUCCAGUAUAUUCACUGCCUCAAUACCCUGCACACUGGGCCCUGCCGUCUCAGACGUCGGACGGUAUGGCGAUCGGAGACACACGCACGACUCGUCAUGGACACUGUCUCAGAAUGUGUACUUUCAACGCGAGAACAGUGUCCACAGACGCUGACCUGCAUGCCCUUCUCGGAGCUGCAGAGCGUAUCAAAUUUCACGUGAUUGCUCUGCAGGAGACCAAGUGCACAAGGAGCGACGUACGACAGAUGAAUGGCGGUACACUCGUCAUUCGUGAAGAGAAGGUUCCGUCGCGAAAUGUAGGCGGUGUUGGUUUCGUUGUGCACCCAUCUGUCGUCCAUCUCGUCGAUUCUCACGAGACCCUGUCACCUCGUCUGGCCAUUCUUCGCCUCCGCCCUCUGCGCCAAAAAUCCAUCAGUAUCAUCAACUGCUAUUCACCAACAUCAGCAGCUGAUGAUUCCGAAUUGGACGCGUUUUACGAGGAGCUGGGGAAAGUGAUCCGCAACGAGAAGUCCUUCUACAAAUUCGUUAUCAGAGACUUCGAUGGAAAACCAGGAAAGGCUACAGAAGAGGGAUAUAGGAUCAGGGACACGGAUGAAAUUGGCAGUAGCCUCGCCGGGCUGUUGUCCGCCGCUCGCCUCUUUCAAAGGAAUUCUCUUUUCAUGAGGAAAAAUCAUCUUCGGUGGACAUAG